CUGUCUGAAGAUGAGAGCCUGUGGCGGCCAUCCACUGCAAGGCAGGCAAAGGUCGCACGGGGGUCAUGAUAUGCGCCUACCUGUUGCAUCGUAAGAAGUUCUCAGAUGCACAAGAAGCACUGGACUUUUAUGGGGAAGUCAGGACCAGGGAUAAAAAGGGGGUCACCAUUCCCAGUCAGCGCAGGUAUGUGUAUUACUACAACUACCUGCUGAAGAACAAGCUGGACUAUAAACCAGUUGCUCUCCUCUUCCAUAAAAUGGUUUUCCAGACUCUGCCAAUGUUCAGUGGGGGCAACUGCAGGGACAGUACUGUAAAAAACAGGAGUGAGGUGAAUCCCCAGGGCUUCAAGAAAGGCAACUGGCACUGGGACCCUCAGUUCGUCGUGUAUCAGUUGAAGGUAAAGAUCCACACGUCAAACCCAGCCCACACACGGAGGGAAGAGAAGCACAUGAUCUUUGAGUUCCCUCAACCUCUUCCAGUUUGUGGCGACAUCAAAGUGGAAUUCUUCCACAAACAGAGCAAGAUGAUGAAGAAGGAUAAAAUGUUCCAUUUCUGGAUAAACACAUUCUUCAUCCCGGGUCCCGAGGAAGCUGGGGAGAAAGUGGAGAAUGGGUCGGUGGUCAAUGACGUGGACAGCCUCUCCUCUCAGAGCCAGAGCUCUCCGGCCGAGAGGGAGCGAGAGAAGGAGCGAGGGAUUGCAGCGGGAGGAUUUGAAAGAGAAAAGGGUGCAGAAAGGGGAGGAGAGCGAGCAGGAGUAGCGGAUGGAGAUAAAGACUACUUGAUUCUGACCUUAACGAAGAAUGACUUGGAUAAGGCCAAUAAGGACAAAGCUAACCGAUAUUUCUCACCCAACUUCAAGGUGAAGUUGUACUUCACAAAGACCGUGGAGGAGCCCUCAAACUCAGAAGCGAGCACUUCAACUUCUGUCACUCCGGAUGUGAGUGAUAAUGAACCCGAUCACUACCGCUAUUCAGACACCACUGAUUCCGACCCGGAAAAUGAACCUUUUGAUGAGGAACAACACACACAGAUUACAAAAGUCUGAACACUUUUUGGCAUCUACACACACACACACACACAUACAUAUACACAAACACAAACGAACACAUGCCGGACAAAAACAAGAAAAACCAACCAACACCAGUGAAAUAAAAAAGGAGAAAACUUGAAAAUAAACUGAAGAGAAAAGGACCCUUCCUCCUCUACCCCUCCAACAGCUCGAGGACAGUCAAGUCGAAUGCCAUUGAUCACAGAUGAAGAAAAAUAUCCCGACCAAUUUAUUGUUUUACUUCAUUUUGAUUAUGACGAAUUUCGUGUGUGGAUAACAACACCGUUGCCUGAGGUGGGAGGGAGGGUCCUGUAGCUAUUCUGUGUAUAUAAAAUCCCUUUUUUGUGUCAAAGAUGUUACAAAUCUAGGCAAUCAGGCGAGGCGAGGAGAAGGGAGGGGAGGAGAGGUAGAGCAGAACACACAUCUCUCCUUCUCCCUGUCUUCACCCAGGCCAGUGCUGCAAUCACCCUCUCCCCCUCUCCCUCGCUCUUCCCCUCCUUACUGUGAAUGCUUCUCGUGCUGUCUGCAGGCGCUAAGAACUUUGACCCCUUCCUGCGCCGUGUGUGCUGGUGUACGUAGUCCUUCAGGCUGUUGUACAAAGGCUACGGCAUGCCAGCGUUCCUUUUUCCUAGCCUCACAACCUUCCCCUCCCCCAUCCCACUGUGUAUAACGAUAAAUUAUGCAGGAAAACACGACAUCCGAUGUAAUUGUCUGUGUUUUUUUUUUUUUCUUUAUUUUUUUUUCUUUUUUUAUCCUAAGAUAAUAAAAAAUAUAAUACAUGAAAGCGCAGGGAACCAGUGUUUGCAAUAAUGUUAACACUCAACAUUUAAAGGACAAAUUGGUGUGCAUGUCAUUGGAGUCAGUGUCCAUGUUUAAUAAAUGCUAUAUGAUGUGUUUUUAUUAAAACAAAAGUGUCAGAACUCUCUUAAA
Molecule: messenger RNA, 1979 nt
Organism: Carassius auratus (goldfish)
Lineage: Eukaryota; Metazoa; Chordata; Actinopteri; Cypriniformes; Cyprinidae
Product: phosphatidylinositol 3,4,5-trisphosphate 3-phosphatase and dual-specificity protein phosphatase PTEN-like
Exons: 6
Coding region: 66-1046 (326 amino acids)
Biological process (GO): phosphatidylinositol 3-kinase/protein kinase B signal transduction; negative regulation of cell population proliferation; cell motility
Cellular component (GO): plasma membrane; nucleus; cytosol
Molecular function (GO): phosphatidylinositol-3,4,5-trisphosphate 3-phosphatase activity; protein tyrosine phosphatase activity
Source: RefSeq, a predicted model, not a curated record